CAUCCGACAACUUCCGGUUACAUUUGACAACAGCAAUCGUAUAUUCACGGUCAUGUCUCUCGGCAAAGCUGGCUGGACUUUGUUGAACCCUCUCCGGGGGGUUCUUCGGCCCUCAACCUCGGUCUUAAAUCGGAGCUACGCGGCUGUUGCUGAAGCCAGAGCUGUAUUAAACGGUGAACUCGAGUCGAUUCGCGUGGCGGGGACGUGGAAAGCAGAGAGGAUCAUCACUUCCAAGCAGGGACCGCACAUCAACGUGGACGGAAGCCGUGGCAGCAUUUUAAACUUCUGCGCCAACAACUAUCUUGGACUAUCCAGUCAUCCAGAGGUGGUGCAAGCAGGGAUUGAUGCACUGAAAACGUAUGGCGCUGGAUUGAGCUCGGUCAGAUUCAUCUGUGGUACUCAGGAUUUGCACAAAAACCUAGAGCAAAAGUUGGCAGAGUUUCACGAGAGGGAGGACUGCAUCCUCUAUGCCAGUUGUUUUGAUGCCAACGCCGGACUAUUUGAGGUUCUGCUUGGCCCAGAUGACGCUGUGUUGUCGGAUGAACUUAACCAUGCCUCUAUUAUUGAUGGUAUCCGUCUGUGUCGUGCGAAAAGACUGCGCUACAAACAUAUGGACCUCAGUGAUUUAGAAAAAAAACUCAAGGAGUCUCAGUCAUGUCGUAUGCGGCUGGUGGUGACAGAUGGGGUCUUCUCAAUGGAUGGAGAUGUGGCUCCGUUAACGGGAAUCUGUGAUCUGGCUGAGCAAUACGGGGCUAUGGUGUUCAUCGAUGAAUGCCACGCCACUGGUUUCCUCGGGCCUCGUGGCAGAGGAACCGACGAGCUGUUGGGAGAGAUGGACCGAGUUCAUAUCAUAAACUCCACUCUGGGAAAAGCACUGGGAGGUGCAGCUGGUGGCUACACAGUGGGACCAAAGCCCCUCAUUGAUCUGCUGAGGCAGCGGUCUCGACCUUACCUCUUCUCCAACUCCCUCCCUCCACCUGUGGUGGGCUGCGCCACGCGGGCUGUCGAGCUGCUGCUCGCCUCCGAUGAGAUUGCACAAAGCAUGACAGCCAAAACCAUGAGGUUUCGAAACAAGAUGACGCGGGCUGGCUUCACCAUCUCGGGAUCGGCUCACCCGAUCUGUCCAGUGAUGCUGGGUGAUGCACGGCUUGCCUCUCUAAUGGCAGAUGACAUGUUGAAGCUAGGAGUGUAUGUGAUUGGAUUUUCCUUCCCAGUCGUACCAAAAGGCAAAGCCAGAAUCCGUGUUCAGAUUUCAGCCGCGCACACUGACGAAGACAUUGAUCACUGCGUCGACGCCUUUAUUCAAACGGGCAGAAAGCAUGGAGUUAUUUCCUGAGAGAACAUCGAAGAAAUGACUUCUCAGAGAGCCAAACAAUCAGGUGCUUCUUCAGAUAUUGUUGCCUUUUUCGUAUGACGAAUGAUGGUGUUGAUUUAUAUCUGGCAACGUUAUGUAUGAUGGGUUUGACUGCCUAAGAGUGAAAUAAAGUGAAAGAAUGUUUCAAAUCUGUCA
This is a messenger RNA of Syngnathus acus (greater pipefish), 1510 nucleotides long. It is a transcript of the gene gcat, whose product is annotated as glycine C-acetyltransferase. The transcript has 9 exons. The record is from RefSeq and is a predicted model, not a curated record. Gene Ontology annotation, biological process: biosynthetic process; L-threonine catabolic process. NCBI's taxonomy places the organism in Eukaryota, Metazoa, Chordata, Actinopteri, Syngnathiformes, Syngnathidae. The coding region runs from base 53 to 1336 and encodes 427 amino acids. Gene Ontology annotation, molecular function: pyridoxal phosphate binding; glycine C-acetyltransferase activity.